AUGUCGGCCUUGUACCGACUACUGUACCUCCCUGCGUCUCGCAGGUCGUACUCUUCAUAUUUCUCUUCCAAGUCCGGUGGAGGCCGCUACUUCAAUUCCGCUAAAUCACCGAAGAAUGCUGUAGUCCCUGCGAAGAACAACACCAAGACUGACUCGCCCGCUGAAGUCACUCAAGACUCCGUUCAGAGCACUGCGACUCGUCCCAAUGCCGUCGUCUCUAGCUCGAUAGCGGAAAGCAAGUCUUCACCGACGAAUGCGUCAACCUCGACCUCGGCGCCCAGCACCUCUGAGAACACGACCAACGCGGCCUCUCAACCUUCCGACCUGGCCAAUGCUUUCUCGGAAUUUACCAACAACCAUAUCCCCCAGGUUUCUAUAAGCUCUAAGGAUUUCAAGAUGCACCAAUUUUUCUCUCUUCAUAGACCCUUACUCCUUAUCUCUCAACCAACUUCUAUCUUCCGCCAAGUACCGGCUAACUACCCUCUCUUCAGCGCGCUGCAGCCUGAAGUUGAGCAUCCUCCUGCGCCAAAGUAUGGCCUUGGAACGACGAAGGAUCUCUUCAUUGAUCCUGAUGCAGAGGCUGCACGCCAGCUUACGCGCGCUUUGACCCUGAGCAAAGCCGGUGCAACACUUGCAUGGGAGAAGACUAUGAAGCACCUCGGAUUAGAUGUCUCCAAGGACGCAGAUCGGAUCAAUCUUCAACAGCAGUUCGACAAAGAGUGGGAGGAAGUUCUACUGGACAGCACAAAGAGGAAGAGGCGAAAGAAGAUGAAGAAGCAUAAGCUAAGGAAGCGCAGAAGAGCAACACGCGCUGAGCGAUUAAGGUUGAAGUAA
Psilocybe cubensis is the source of this 834-nucleotide messenger RNA. RefSeq lists its product as uncharacterized. Gene Ontology annotation, cellular component: mitochondrion. The coding region runs from base 1 to 834 and encodes 277 amino acids. The transcript is spliced from 3 exons. Gene Ontology annotation, biological process: mRNA processing. The record is from RefSeq and is a predicted model, not a curated record. NCBI's taxonomy places the organism in Eukaryota, Fungi, Basidiomycota, Agaricomycetes, Agaricales, Agrocybaceae.